AUGCUGCGCCCCGGCUUCCUGGGGGCGCCUCAGGAGUUUGGCCUGAGAUACUGCGACGGCAAGCCUGCGCAGUACAACAUGCAGGCCACGUACCGCGGCUACGACUUCAGGCAGGCGCAGGGAGCGGGGCUGCGCAGCGGCCGUGGCGGCCGCUGGCCGGCGGCCGCCGCCGGGGGCAGCAGCAACCUGGUGGAGCUGCAUGAGCUGCUGGAAAGCCACAUCAUGGUCAGGCGGCUGAAGAAGGACGUGCUGGACGACUUGCCGGAUAAGAUCCGGAAGCGCAUCCCGAUUGAGCCCGACCCGGCGCACGUGCCCGGGCUGCAGAAGACGGUGCGCGAGAUGAAGCAGGUGGAGCAGGAUGAAGUCGGCGGGCGGAUCAGCGGGGAGGAGGCGGUUAGGGCGCGGCAGCAGCUGCUGAGCGAGUACUACAGGCGCACCGGCCCCGCCAAGGUGCAGGACGCCCGGGCCCACAUCGUCAGCCUGCUGGAGGCAGGCGUCAAGGUGCUGGUGUUUGCGCACCACCAGGCUGUGCUGGACGGCCUCCAGGCGGCGCUGAGGGAGGAGCAGGUGGCGCACGUGCGCAUCGACGGCCAGGCAAGUGCGCCGCUGGCGGCGGCAGCCAGCUCGGUGUUGAACGAGCGACGCAAGGCGGCGGUGGACACGUUCCAGCGGGACCGCGCCUGCCGCGCCGCGUUGCUCUCCAUCACCGCCGCCGGCACGGGCAUCACGCUCACCGAGGCGCAGGCUGUUGUGUUUGUGGAGCUGUACUGGAACCCGGGGCAGCUGGUGCAGGCGGAGGACCGCGCCCACCGGCUGGGGCAGCGCCGCGUGCUGGAAGUUCAUUACCUUGUAGCUCCGGGCACAGCGGACGACACCAUCUGGCGCCUUUGCCAGCACAAGCUGGGCGUGGUGGGGGGCGCAAUGGGGGAGGAGGACGCUGAGCAAGCCUUUGGCGCGGUGGGGUCGGCUCAGAAGUAUCGCUCCGCCGGCGAGCGGCUGGCGCAGGUGGCCGAGCAGCAGCAGCAGCAGCAGCAGCAGCAGCAGCAGCAGGGGGCAUCGCAGGAGGAGGAGGUGGUUGUCAUCAGCGACAGCGAUGAGGACCCACUCCCGGCUGCAGUCAGGCGCAGAGCAGGCGGGGGCCGCGGCGAAAGCACCGUGACCGAGGUUCUGAGCGAUGGAGAGGAGGAGGUGGCGGAGAUGGGGGCGGGGCGGCGUGCAAAGCGGGAGCAAGUCGAGCGCGCGGGUGGCGACGAGGAUGAGCCCCCGCUGCAGCAGCGGCGGCGCCUGGCUCCCGCCCCGGCUGGUCCUUUGGACGAUGCGUCUGUGGUCCUUUUGUGA
Chlorella variabilis is the source of this 1338-nucleotide messenger RNA. RefSeq lists its product as hypothetical. NCBI's taxonomy places the organism in Eukaryota, Viridiplantae, Chlorophyta, Trebouxiophyceae, Chlorellales, Chlorellaceae. The record is from RefSeq and is a predicted model, not a curated record. The transcript has 11 exons. Gene Ontology annotation, cellular component: nuclear replication fork. Gene Ontology annotation, biological process: replication fork processing; DNA repair. Bases 1 to 1338 code for a protein of 445 amino acids.